Messenger RNA from Aethalodelphis obliquidens (Pacific white-sided dolphin), 9293 nucleotides. RefSeq names its product ATP binding cassette subfamily C member 1 (ABCC1 blood group) (gene ABCC1). Gene Ontology annotation, cellular component: basolateral plasma membrane. The record is from RefSeq and is a predicted model, not a curated record. Gene Ontology annotation, biological process: xenobiotic transport; glutathione transmembrane transport. The coding region runs from base 75 to 4667 and encodes 1530 amino acids. Gene Ontology annotation, molecular function: ATP binding; ABC-type xenobiotic transporter activity; ATP hydrolysis activity. The transcript has 31 exons. NCBI's taxonomy places the organism in Eukaryota, Metazoa, Chordata, Mammalia, Artiodactyla, Delphinidae.
UCGCCGCCGCCGCCGCCGCCGCCAGCAGCCGGGCUAGUCCGUCCGCCGCUGCCCGCCGUGCCCGAGCCGGCCGCAUGGCGCUCCGCGGCUUCUGCAGCGUCGAUGGCUCAGACCCCUUCUGGGAGUGGAAUGUCACGUGGAACACCAGCAGCCCCGACUUCACCAAGUGCUUUCAGAACACCGUCCUCGUGUGGGUGCCUUGCUCUUACCUUUGGGCCUGCUUCCCCUUCUACUUCCUCUAUCUCUCCCGCCAUGACCGGGGCUACAUUCAGAUGACACAUCUCAACAAAGCCAAAACUGCCUUGGGAUUUUUGCUAUGGACCGUCUGCUGGGCAGACCUCUUCUACUCUUUCUGGGAAAGAAGUUUGGGCAAGCUCCUGGCCCCAGUGUUUCUGGUCAGCCCAACCCUCUUGGGCAUCACCAUGCUGCUUGCUACCUUUUUAAUUCAGAUCGAGAGAAGGAGGGGAGUUCAGUCCUCAGGAAUCAUGCUCACUUUCUGGCUUAUAGCCCUACUGUGUGCCCUGGCCAUCCUGAGAUCCAAAAUCAUGACUGCCUUAAAAGAGGAUGCCCAAGUCGACGUCUUUCGCGAUGUCACUUUCUACAUUUACUUCUCCCUCGUGCUGAUCCAGCUUGUGUUGUCCUGCUUCUCAGACCGCUCACCCCUGUUCUCCGAAACCAUCCACGAUCCCAAUCCUUGCCCAGAAUCCAGCGCCUCCUUCCUUUCCAGGAUCACCUUCUGGUGGAUCACAGGGAUGAUGGUCCAGGGCUACCGCCAACCCCUGGAGAGCACUGACCUCUGGUCCCUGAAUAAGGAGGACACGUCAGAACAAGUUGUGCCCGUUUUGGUAAAGAACUGGAAGAAGGAAUGUGCAAAGUCCAGAAAACAGCCGGUGAAGAUCGUGUACUCCUCCAAGGAUCCCGCCAAGCCGAAAGGGAGUUCCAAGGUGGAUGUGAACGAGGAGGCCGAGGCUUUGAUCAUCAAGUCCCCCCAGAAGGAUUGGAACCCGUCCCUGUUCAAGGUGUUAUACAAGACCUUUGGGCCCUACUUCCUCAUGAGCUUCUUGUUCAAGGCUGUGCACGACCUGAUGAUGUUUACCGGCCCAGAGAUCUUAAAGUUGCUCAUCAGCUUCGUGAACGACAGGAAGGCCCCAGACUGGCAGGGCUACUUCUACACGGCGCUGCUGUUCGUCAGCGCCUGCCUGCAGACCCUCGUGCUGCACCAGUACUUCCACAUCUGCUUCGUCAGCGGCAUGCGGAUCAAGACUGCCGUCAUCGGGGCUGUGUACCGGAAGGCCCUGGUGAUCACCAAUUCAGCCAGAAAAUCGUCCACCGUCGGGGAGAUCGUCAACCUCAUGUCUGUGGAUGCCCAGAGGUUCAUGGACCUGGCCACGUACAUUAACAUGAUCUGGUCAGCUCCUCUGCAAGUCAUCCUUGCCCUCUACCUCCUGUGGCUGAACCUGGGCCCCUCCGUUCUGGCUGGAGUGGCUGUGAUGAUCUUCAUGGUUCCCCUCAAUGCAGUGAUGGCCAUGAAGACCAAGACCUACCAGGUGGCCCACAUGAAGAGCAAAGACAAUCGGAUUAAGCUGAUGAAUGAAAUUCUGAAUGGGAUCAAAGUGCUAAAACUUUACGCCUGGGAGCUGGCAUUCAAAGAUAAGGUACUGGCCAUCAGGCAGGAGGAGCUGAAGGUGCUGAAGAAAUCUGCCUACCUGGCCGCCGUGGGGACCUUCACCUGGGUCUGCACACCUUUCCUGGUGGCCUUGUGCACGUUUGCCGUCUACGUGACCAUCGACAAGAACAACAUCCUGGAUGCCCAGAAGGCCUUCGUGUCCUUGGCCUUGUUCAACAUCCUUCGCUUCCCCCUGAAUAUUCUCCCCAUGGUCAUCAGCAGCAUCGUGCAGGCGAGUGUCUCCCUCAAGCGCCUCAGGAUCUUCCUCUCCCACGAGGAGCUGGAACCUGACAGCAUCCAGCGAUGGCCCAUCAAAGACGCUGGGGCCACAAACAGCAUCACUGUGAAGAAUGCCACGUUCACUUGGGCCAGGAGCGACCCUCCCACGCUGCAUGGCAUCACUUUCUCCAUUCCGGAAGGUUCCCUGGUGGCCGUGGUGGGCCAGGUGGGCUGUGGGAAGUCGUCUCUGCUCUCAGCGCUCUUGGCUGAGAUGGACAAGGUGGAGGGACACGUGGCUAUCAAGGGUUCAGUGGCCUACGUCCCCCAGCAGGCCUGGAUUCAGAAUGUUUCUCUCCGAGAAAACAUCCUUUUUGGACGCCAGCUACAGGAACGGUAUUAUAAGGCUGUGAUAGAAGCCUGUGCCCUCCUCCCAGACCUGGAAAUCCUGCCCAGUGGGGACCGGACAGAGAUUGGUGAGAAGGGCGUGAACCUGUCUGGCGGCCAGAAGCAACGCGUGAGCCUGGCCCGGGCCGUGUAUUGCGACUCCGACAUCUACCUCUUUGACGAUCCCCUCUCGGCAGUGGACGCCCACGUGGGGAAGCACAUAUUUGAAAACGUGGUUGGCCCCAAGGGGAUGCUGAAGAACAAGACGCGGAUCCUGGUCACGCACAGCAUCAGCUACCUGCCCCAGGUGGAUGUCAUCAUCGUCAUGAGUGGUGGCAAGAUCUCCGAGAUGGGCUCCUACCAGGAGCUGCUGGCCCGGGACGGGGCCUUUGCCGAGUUCCUGCGCACAUACGCCAGCGGCGAGCAGGAGCAGGGGGAGCCCGACGACGGCUUAGCAGGUGUUGGCAGGCCAGGGAAGGAGAUGAAGCAGGUGGAGAACGGCAUGCUGGUAACGGACGCUGUGGGAAAGCAACUGCAGAGACAGCUCAGCAGCUCCUCCUACGGCGGGGAUGUCAGCCGGCACCACACCAGCACCGCGGAGCUGCAGAAGCCCAGGCCCGUGGAGGAGGACACCUGGAAGCUGAUGGAGGCAGACAAGGCUCAGACUGGGCAGGUCAAGCUCUCCGUGUACUGGGACUACAUGAAGGCGAUAGGACUUUUCAUCUCCUUUCUGAGCAUCUUCCUUUUCCUGUGUAACCACGUUGCUUCUCUGGCCUCUAACUAUUGGCUCAGUCUCUGGACUGAUGACCCCAUCGUCAAUGGGACCCAGGAGCACACGAAAGUCCGGCUGAGCGUCUAUGGAGCCCUGGGCAUUUCUCAAGGUAUCACAGUGUUCGGCUACUCCAUGGUGGUGUCCGUCGGGGGCAUCUUCGCCUCGCGCCGCCUGCACCUGGACCUGCUGCAUAACGUCCUCAGAUCGCCCAUGAGCUUCUUCGAGCGGACCCCCAGCGGGAACCUGGUGAACCGCUUCUCCAAGGAGCUGGACACAGUGGACUCGAUGAUCCCGCAGGUCAUCAAGAUGUUCAUGGGCUCCCUGUUCAAUGUCAUUGGCGCCUGUAUCAUCAUCCUGCUGGCCACUCCCAUGGUGGCCGUCAUCAUCCCGCCCCUGGGCCUCAUCUACUUCUUUGUCCAGAGGUUCUACGUGGCCUCCUCCCGGCAGCUGAAGCGCCUCGAGUCAGUCAGCCGCUCCCCGGUUUAUUCCCACUUCAACGAGACCUUGCUGGGGGUCAGCGUCAUCCGCGCCUUCGAGGAACAGGAGCGCUUCAUCCGCCAGAGCGACCUGAAGGUGGACGAGAACCAGAAGGCCUAUUACCCCAGCAUCGUGGCCAACAGGUGGCUGGCUGUGCGGCUGGAGUGUGUAGGCAACUGCAUUGUCCUGUUUGCCGCCCUGUUUGCAGUGAUCUCCCGGCACAGUCUCAGUGCUGGCUUGGUGGGCCUCUCGGUGUCUUACUCACUGCAGGUCACCACAUACUUGAACUGGCUUGUUCGGAUGUCGUCUGAGAUGGAGACCAACAUUGUGGCCGUGGAGAGACUCAAGGAGUAUUCAGAGACUGAGAAGGAGGCUCCCUGGCGAAUCCAGGAGAUGGCACCCCCCAGCAACUGGCCCCAGGUGGGCCGAGUGGAGUUCCGAGACUACGGCCUGCGUUACCGAGAGGACCUGGACCUGGUUCUCAAGCACAUCAACGUCACCAUCGAUGGAGGGGAGAAGGUCGGCAUCGUGGGGCGGACAGGAGCUGGGAAGUCAUCCCUGACCCUGGGCUUGUUUCGUAUCAACGAGUCUGCCGAGGGAGAGAUCAUCAUUGACGAUGUCAACAUUGCCAAGAUUGGCCUGCACGACCUCCGCUUCAAGAUCACCAUCAUCCCCCAGGACCCCGUUUUGUUUUCGGGUUCCCUCCGCAUGAACCUGGACCCAUUCAGCCAGUAUUCAGAUGAAGAGGUCUGGACGUCUCUGGAGCUGGCCCACCUGAAGGGCUUCGUGUCGGCCCUUCCCCAUAAGCUGAACCACGAGUGCGCAGAAGGCGGGGAGAACCUCAGCGUCGGGCAGCGCCAGCUUGUCUGCCUGGCCCGGGCCCUGCUGAGGAAGACGAAGAUCCUUGUGUUGGAUGAGGCCACGGCGGCUGUGGACCUGGAAACGGAUGACCUCAUUCAGUCCACCAUCCGGACGCAGUUUGACGACUGUACCGUCCUCACCAUUGCUCACCGGCUCAACACCAUCAUGGACUACACGAGGGUGAUUGUCCUGGACAAAGGGGAGAUCCGCGAGUGUGGUCCUCCCUCCGGCCUCCUGCAACAGAGAGGUCUCUUCUACAGCAUGGCCAAAGACGCUGGCUUGGUGUGAGCCCAGAGCUGGUGCAGCUGCUCAGAACUGCAGGGCCGACAUGCCAGCAGCCAGGGAUCAGUCGGCAUCCUUGGGAACCCAAGCCUCGCGUAGACUGAAACCAAAAAAAAAAAAAAAGAACAACCCAAAACCAAAACACACAGAAAGCAGCCACCCUCUGGCCCCCUGCCUGGAAUUGGCUGUGAAGAAACAGGAGAGACACAGGGAUGCAGUGCCCCCAAAACACGCACAUCCUUGCCUCUGUUACCCCCACAGACGCACACAUGUUCUCACACCCCUGGGAGGGCACAUGUGCUCUCUGUGCUCUGUGGGGAGGUUUGGGCCACCAGACUUCCAGAGAAAUCGGUUGCAUAAAACAUGCUAGUGACCAAAUCCAGCCAACUGCCUCAGAUCUCUCCAGCCGAAGUCUGCAGGUUCCAAGCUUUCGAGAAGCUCCCUGGUCCCCGGCACCUCUCUGUCCUUGCCUGGCUCUACCCAGAUGCUUGUUUCCCCAAGGCUGCAGUUUGGAGGUGAGGGGCCUGGUGAAGGUCAUUUUCACUCUCAGGCAGUGUCCUGAGGGGCAUGGACGCGCUUCUCACCAGCCAUCUGGUCUUCUGGGUGCUCAGACAUGGGAACCAGUGUCACAGCGCUGCCUCCACCGGGACUUGCUUCAUGGACCAGAGGCCGCAUGUCUCCCAGUGCUUCUCGUUGACGGGACUGGGCUGGCCUCCGGGUGACCUGGCCCUGGAGCUCCAGGCCGGGAGAGCUCUCUCAACGCCGACUUCCCCGCUUGACUGCUCACCUCGUCACCCGCUCCCGUCUUUGCCUUGCCUUCCUUCCUCCCUCUUUCUACCUGUAGCUAGAAUGGGUUUACGCCUUCAGGUGCCCGAAAGAGAAGACCUGGUCAUGGUUAUUCAGCAUUCAAAGCCAAGAGCGCUGGUGCCUCCAGGUGUGAGCAGUUGGUACUGAAAAGAGCCCCGUUGAGUCUCCUCCUUGUUCUUAGAGUUCAGUUUCUCACCCGGGGCCUCUGGUUGGCUGUCAGGGGCGGCGGGGUGGAGAACUUGACUUACGGUUACUGAGUCUCUUCUGGGACAAGAAAAGAACCCAUUCAUGAGUGUCAGUGAUUUUCUUUUUCUUUUUUUUUUUUUUAAGUACUGCUCUAGGGAGAAAAACAGUCUCAAGACUUUAAUUUCUUGGGAGGAAGUACUGGGCCGAGGAGCAGCAUCCCAGGGAAAGGCCAGGUUGGCUCAGCAUCUGGUGGUUGGUCCCUGUGUUCCUGGAAGGAAACGGGCAAGUGGGGUCCUUUCUUCAAAGCCCUGUAGGUCCCUUGAUUGGAGACCAAAGUGAGACCCAAAAAGCAAAGAGAGGUCACGGCUGCCCCAGGAUUCAUGCUCGCUAUGUGAAUUACGUUGCUGACUUCAAGCCAGAGAAGCAUCUUUCUUCUUUUGGGUGGAAAUACAUAUUUAUUUUUUGUAAGUUAAACCAUUAUUUCACAUUAGAUAAACCAAGUGUUUCUUGGGGAUCUUUUUGUAAUGACUUACACUGGAAACGUGAACAUUUGCAAAUAAUUUGCAGUUAAAAAAAAUAUUUUAUUUCUUUCUAAACGACUGUUCCAUUUUCUUUCUAGCGAAGGUUCCUGCCGUCUCUCCAGGAGUCGGGAUGGGGCACCCUCUCAUCUGCUGCUGUUCUUUCUCCUUGGCGAGCAUGUUGUUUCUAGCGGGAGCUCUUGGAAUUGGGAACCUAGAGAUUAAGAAUCAGGUGGGGUUUGGUGGGGAAUCGGCGUAGCACAGUGGACAGGGUCCUGCCCUUGUCAUCUGCAGGCUGUGUGACCCUAGGCAGGUCACUUAGUCUUCGUGCCUCAGUUGCUUCGUCGGUAAAUUGGGGCUGAUCCCUGCCUCCUGGGCUUGUUGUGAAGAUGAGCACUGAUGUGUGUGUUACGUGCAUGGCCCAGGUUGGGUUCUAAGACACAGGCGAGGCAAACAUCACACAUGGCAAGAAUUAGCCUUGGAAAUCCCUUUGUGGUGUUAGGCCAGGCUAGGCUAUGCUGCAGUAACAAAUUGGCCAUAAACUCUUGGGACAUGAAUACAAGGGUGUAUUUCUCAUAUAUUUCUUUAUGAGAAUCAGGCGCCUCUCCUUUGGUACGAUGACUGACAGAUCCAGACUGUUCUGGUUUUAUGACAUCGCCUCUCGGGGGCUGGCUUCUGGGUCACCACAGCUGGGGAAGGGAAGUUGUGGACGACUCACACCCACUGUUACGUAUCUCAAACCAGAAGUGACACAAGUCAGUUCCACUCACAGCCUGUUGGCCAGAAUUAGUCACAUGGCCCCACCAGGCCACAAAGGAGGCAGGAAAUGCAGGGACACAUAAGGAAGGAAGCCCCUUCCUGUGGUAACUGAUGUCAUUUCUCAGUUUUGGAUAGUGGGGGAGGAAGACCGGGGUGUUGGGAUCUGAGUUCGUAUUGGUGAGUCUGGACAGUGAGGAAUGCCAGGAUUUGGGGAGCACACACCCCAGGACCAUGCUCCAAGGACACAUGCAGGUGGAGCGGCCAGCGCUGGCUGCGUGUCCCCUACCCGCCCCCCGCCUCCAGGCUGCCUUGUCUGAGGAGCUGGGAGGUGAAGGUGCUCAACGAAAAGCAGCUGUGAGGUUGUCACCCUUAUCUGAGAAGCACUUGGAUGUGCCUUGUGGGGAGUCGACUUUAGAUGUGGCUGUGUUUCUGUCUCAGGGCCUGGCCCUGAGUAUUAAAAUCCUGGGUCAGAUGCUAAAUGAGUGUGCGAUCGGCGUGUGCCUUCCACGUCAGGAAGAGGGGCGGGUGCAGCAUUAACCCUGAAGAGAGUGAGCCAGGGUGUGGAGGGGGGUGGGAGGGGGCCUGCACACCUGCUCUUCCAGGUGAGUGCCCCAGCGCCGUGGAAGAAGGGGAGAAGCAAGCUUUGUUGUGCACCUGCUGCGUGCCAGGCCCGGGGCUCAGCGCUUUGCACAGCUCUCCUUGUGGGAAAGGAGCCCCGGGCCAGAGAGCAUCCCCAGCAACGCUUGCCUGCUCACCUCGCUGCUCUUCUUCCAACCUCAGGGUCCUCUCUCUCUUCCCAGACGUCUGCAUCACCUGCUCCUUUCCCUAUUUGACAGGGGCAGCUCUGUGCAAGCAAGGCUGUAAUCUCUUUAUUUCUUGCUGAAGGCUCAUCUCUAGAGCAGGGCAUGUGGCACGUGCUUAGUGACUGCAUUCUCCAACCUGGGACUGUGCUGUCCCUGUGCCGGGCCGGAACCCAGAGUGAAGUCACUCGGGCCCUAGAACUUGCCCUUCCGGAGUUGCAGCUUCCUUGCUGGUACAACUGGGAUCUUUGUAGCCAUCUGGCCAGGUGGCUGUGAGGAUGAAGACAGCCAUGCCUUGCCCUUAGGAUGCCUUCAUACGUGGUGAUGCCGUCCAUGCAUUCAUUUGUCUGUUCAUCCAUCCACCUAUUCAUUCCCUCCAUCCAUCCAGUCAUACAGUCAGUAUCUAUUGACCCCUCCUACGUGCUGUGUACCACGCUGGGUGCGAGGGAAAGCACAGCCAAUACAAAUGCACAGAUCUCUCGUCUCAGUUCAAGAAGGAAAGGAGCCCUUUCCUUCCCUUCUGGUGGGAUUCUAGAGUGGAAUUCAGCUCUUAUCCAUGAGCGAUGUGCUAGAGCUAAAGGAAUGUGCGAGAGGGAGUGUGGUACAGUGGUUAGGACGUGGGCGGCUCUGGCACCAGCCUUCCUGGGUUCAGAUCCCUACUUGCUUACACUCUGUCUCAGUUUUGUCACCUGUAAAAGGGGCCUAAUGAUAGUACCUUCCUCAGCACAGCAUCCUAGUAAGGUGUGGGGUGACUACUGGAAGCUAGUCACCCUCCGAUUGUGAGGAUUAACUGGGUGACAGGCAUUUAGAGCAGGGCUUUGUGUUUGCUGUGACCAGUGGGACUCGGGUGAGGUUUAAGGACUUACCGAGAGAGGCACUGACCAAGGAAGGUCUGUACACAGCUUUCCUGCCUCUUAGCUGUGCUCACUCGCCAGCCAGGCGCUGCUGGCAGGAGCCACAGCCAGAGGAUUAAUGGCCCGGGUGGCCCGCGGGCUGAUGUCCAAGGAGCCAUGGGGUGGGCCCAACAUCAGCCUUGUUAGUGGGCUCUUGCGGGCGCUGGUUCCACGGCCCACACUCUGCUUCCUGGCAAAACACCUCCCUCCAUGAAGGAGGCUCUUGUGGCCCUGGAACAACACCACGUGACCAUGCCAAGCACACAGCUGCCACCUUUGCCUGCAGUCGCUCUGCCAGGGCAUCAGCUGACUCGGCUCCAGGAGGAGACAUAAGAAGUGCUGUGUCUGGCCUCUUCCCGCACCUCGCAGUAGGACAGACACCCACACAAGAUGACUUGGACUUUGGUGUUAGGCCCAAGGGGAGAUCCCCGCUCUGCCACUUACUAGCCAGGUGGCCUUGCCAGGUCACGUCCGCUCACCGAGCCUCAGUUUUCUCAUCUGCAAGAUGGAGCAAAAUCACUAGUAAUGAUGGCAUUUUGUUGGCAUGACAGGGGGUGGGCAAGGGAUGCAGGCCCCUACCCCAUUUUGAAGGUAUCAAAAUGAACUAUGGUCACAUCUUGAAAAGGGGAGGCAGCCAUGACUGGACCUGGAUUUAGAUUCCUCUGGGCC